Molecule: messenger RNA, 909 nt
Organism: Clonostachys byssicola
Lineage: Eukaryota; Fungi; Ascomycota; Sordariomycetes; Hypocreales; Bionectriaceae
Source: the annotation of a GenBank genome assembly
AUGUUGCAAGCCAAGUUUCGCGCCGCCAACAUGGCCGCCGCAGGAGCAUUCACGGUCCCAAAUCGUCCAGCCGCAGCCCAAUCUGUUCCUCGAACCAUGCCCAUAUUCCCCCAUGUCAACAUGGCUUUCAAUGGCGGUCAGUAUGCUGGAAACCACCACAUGGCGGCCCUGAGCCAUCUGGUCCAGCCAGCUGUUCUUCCUGGAAUGGUCAAAUGGCAGCAAACCCAUGGUGUCUCUGCGCCCAUGAUGCCGUACAUGGCACCUCCACCGAAUUUGAAAGGACUCCCCGUCAAGAAUGGCCAGAAGCCAGUCAACAAGACUGAAGCAAAUGGCCCUAAGGCUUCCUCCUCGCCCAUCACGCCACCCACUCCCACGCCCAUUGGAAAGAAGGCUCGUGAAGCCAUCCCAAAGAAGCCCGCUGGAGUGAGCAAGGCUGGUCGGUAUGACAAUAACAAGUCAGCAAAUUCCAAAAAGCUCCCCGCUACCCCAAAGGCUGCAGCUUCCUCGGCUGCAGCUGCCACACCGCCAAAAAACCCCAACGGCCCAGCAGCUGUUUGGAAGCGCCCAGCAAAGGGCUCUAAGACGCCUGCAGCCGCGAUGCUCCUAUCUACCACGGGCUGCGAGGAUUGGCAGCUUGACAUGGCUCGCGAUCUGAGUCUUCAGGACAUCGCCGGCCCGUUUGAAAUCGGCGACGCUAUCUACAUGAUCCGAUCCAAGAGUCGCGAGGCGGGCAGAAUUGCCAACCGACGAUGCGACCGAAAGGGCCGGUUCGCCUGGAUCCGCAACUCUGACGGCGCCCGCCUCGAGGAGAGGCCCCAGCAGCUGAGCGGUGAGCCCGUGGGUAGCGCCGACGGCUCUUUUAAGGGAUUCAAGGCCUCCGAGACUACUCUCGUCACCCCGCGCGCCUAG